AUGUCUGGACAGCUUUUCUCGGAAAUUGCACUAUGCGUAGCUAACGUUGUGAUUGCUGCACAGCAUCCAGUGACCCGCAUCGGUCGCCUUUCUGAUCCUCCUCCUGUCCUUCCCUCCGGCUUCGACACACGCGCAACGAACAUGAGUGCCCAAGAUUACUAUCAUGGAGGACAACCUCAGCAGGGUGGUUAUUACCCGCCUCAAGGUGGCCCGCCUCAGCAGGGGGGUUACUAUCCCCAGCAACCCCAACAAGCCUACCAACAAGGUUAUAACGCUCCAUACCAAGGGGGCCCGCCGCCGCAAGGUUAUCCUCAGCCGGGAUACCAGGGUCAGCCUCAGACCGUCUACGUUCAACAACCGCCCGAGAAGAGUGGUGGAAUGGCUUCAGGUGGUUGCAUGGCUUGUCUUGCUGGAAUGUGUCUCUGUUGCUGCGCGGAAGGAUUUUUGUCUCCUUUCUGGAUUCUUGCCACCCUCUUUAUGAAAUUCGCUUGCACUGAUUGA
Messenger RNA from Laccaria bicolor S238N-H82, 501 nucleotides. RefSeq lists its product as uncharacterized. The coding region runs from base 1 to 501 and encodes 166 amino acids. NCBI's taxonomy places the organism in Eukaryota, Fungi, Basidiomycota, Agaricomycetes, Agaricales, Hydnangiaceae. The transcript is spliced from 6 exons. The record is from RefSeq and is a predicted model, not a curated record.